This is a messenger RNA of Schistocerca gregaria, 1807 nucleotides long. RefSeq names its product clavesin-1-like. The record is from RefSeq and is a predicted model, not a curated record. Gene Ontology annotation, molecular function: phosphatidylinositol bisphosphate binding. Bases 78 to 1013 code for a protein of 311 amino acids. The transcript is spliced from 8 exons. Gene Ontology annotation, cellular component: membrane. NCBI's taxonomy places the organism in Eukaryota, Metazoa, Arthropoda, Insecta, Orthoptera, Acrididae.
ACAGUAGUGUGUGUGUCAGAGCACAGUGCAGCGGGUUUCGUCAGUGCAGCGGCGCGUACGUCCGAGACAUCGCUACCAUGGCAACUGCGGCGUCUGCGAGCGAGGAUCGGGGCGCGAUGCAGCCGGACGACGUGUCGUGCGAGCUGGACCUGGGCGAGCCGCCCGCGGAGCUCGUGGAGUACGCCAGGGAGGAGCUUGGGGAGUCCCCGGACACGAGGGCCGCCGCGCUCCAGGAGCUCAGAGACCUCAUCUUUGAGCGCGGAGAGGUGGAACCGCACCGCACGGACGACUUGUUCCUGCUGCGCUUCCUCAGGGCACGCUGUUUCCACGUGGAGCGCGCGCACAAGCUGCUGGUGAGCUACUACAAGUUCAUCGAGGACAAUCCGUACAUCCAGAAGGGCGUGUCGCUGCUGGAGCUGGACUUCAUCGGUGAGGACGACGUGCUGGGCGUGCUGCCGUAUCGCGAGCAGACGGGCCGCCGCAUCAUGUAUUACCGCAUAGGGAACUGGGACCCGGGCAGGUGUUCGGUGGAGGACCUGCUGAAGGCGUCGCUGGCGGUGCUCGAGCUGGGCAUCCUGGAGCAGAGCGCGCAGAUCCUGGGCGGCAUCGCCAUCUUCGACCUGGAGGGCCUCUCGCUGUCGCAGACGUGGUACCUCACGCCCUCCGUCGCCGCCAAAGUCAUGGCUCUCAUGGGGAUGGCCUUUCCUAUGAGGAUCCACGCCAUCCAUAUAGUCAACCAGUCGUGGCUGUUUGACAUAGUGUUCUCUAUGUUUAAGCCAUUCUUGCAAGAGAAGAUGCGUGAGAGGAUCCACAUACACGGAUCCAAUCUGGAGAGCCUACAUGCGCACAUUGACCCCAAGUUCCUGCCCGAGAAGUACGGCGGUACGAGGCCAGAGUACUCCUACCGACAGUGGAUGGACUCACUCAGCCAAAACCCACUGAUCAUCAAGGAGCUGAAGUCCCUUGGGUACACAAGAGGAGAUGAGGAAGAACUCCCAUCAGAUUCUUCCUGAGUUCAACAUGUUUUAGCAAUGACUGUACAAUAAUCAUUGCUGGCCAAUGUUGAAGUGCCUUUAAGUAGUGCCUUAUCUAUAUAUCUUAGUCUUGCAACUGUUGUAUAUGAAUCUUUUCCUGCAUUGCCAAGAGUGCCUGAUUUUUGUAAAUUUAAUUUUUGUAUUAUACUGAGUAUAAGUAAUUUUGUUACAAGUGUAUUUUAAUAAAUAUUUAAUGAGAGUAAAAAUCUGUUUGGAUUGUAAAUAUACAGACUUCAACCCUACUUCCAAAUUAAUUUCUUAGUGAUAGUUACCCCACAGCCAUAUUACAUAUUACAUGAUACGACCCCUGUAAUGCAUCAUAAUUCUUUGAAUGGAAUGUCAGUAUAUUACUGCACAGCAGUACACUGUCUGUGGAGGUAGACAGCAUAUGUACCAGGGAAAAAAGUUAAAAUUUUGAAACAUAUUUGGUAAUGAUCCAUAAGAAUAAUCCUUUAUCUUAGGCUGAGUUAAAUUGUUCUUUAAAUAAAAAAAGUAUUGCAGCCAAAAAUCAGUUUUAGUUAUUCAUACCUUAUAUGGCAUUAUUACACCACCACCACCACCACCACCACCAUCAUAACAACAGGAAAACACUGUUUUUUAUAGCAGUGGUUAUUUUAGGGUUUUACGAAUCAAAAAUAAUCUGUAUUCAAGUACCAAAAAAAAAAUUGUUCUCAAAUGCUUCUACCUGAAUACAAAUGAAAAAUGCUCUUUGCAUUUGUUACUGUUUCAUUUCCAGAUUAUCCCAUACAUAUAUAAAAAUCAAAUUAAAAAAA